Molecule: messenger RNA, 264 nt
Organism: Cooperia oncophora
Lineage: Eukaryota; Metazoa; Nematoda; Chromadorea; Rhabditida; Trichostrongylidae
Source: the annotation of a GenBank genome assembly
AUGGAUCCUGCCAUGUUCCGUUGGUAUUCGGCUGACAUGACACAGGCAGAAUUCUUCCGAAUGACUCCGCGAUCGGUGUUCCUUUAUGUGGGAUCUGUUCUUCUGAUAUUCUAUCUUUACACAAGGAUUGUCUUCAUACCAAUAGACAAGUCCAACGAAGCUUGCUUGGAUGGAGAAAUGUUGUGGUGGGAUCGUCAACGAGGUCGUACACUGACCACGUGUGGAUCGGGAAAACUUGCACCCAUGUUUGGAAUCGAUUUUUAG